Zasmidium cellare ATCC 36951 is the source of this 828-nucleotide messenger RNA. RefSeq lists its product as uncharacterized. NCBI's taxonomy places the organism in Eukaryota, Fungi, Ascomycota, Dothideomycetes, Mycosphaerellales, Mycosphaerellaceae. The transcript is spliced from 4 exons. Bases 1 to 828 code for a protein of 275 amino acids. The record is from RefSeq and is a predicted model, not a curated record. Gene Ontology annotation, molecular function: oxidoreductase activity.
AUGAACGGCAGCCAGAAUGGAACUCAGCAGAAUGGUUCUGUUCAAGCACCCUCGUUUGCUGCAAACUUGCAAGGCAAAACAGCCAUCGUCACUGGUUCUUCGCGGGGAAUAGGGGCUGGCAUUGCAGCAGAGCUAGGCCGCCGAGGUGCCAAUGUAGUUUUGAACUAUGUGACAGACAGAGGAGCGCAAGCUGUCGAUGAGUUGAUUGCCGCCAUCAAAUCCGCGGGAGGGAACGCAGUCGCCGUCAAGGGAAGCGUAUCGGAGAAGCACGUCCGCAACAACCUCAUCAAAGCAGCGGUCGAGUUGAGUCCAAGCAGUCAUAUCGACAUUCUGGUGCACAAUGCCGGCAAUGGAGACGACAGAUAUCUGGUCGACCUUGAUGAGGAAUUUUUCGAUAUGCAAGUUGGCAUUAAUCUCAAAGCGCCGGUGUUCUUGACCCAGGCAGCAUUGGAUCAUAUGCCCUGCGGCUCUCGAAUCGUGAUCAUCUCGUCUUGUUCGGCGCGAAUGGGAGUGCCACAGCAGACGGUCUACGCAGCAAGUAAAGUCGGAACAGAAGCGCUGGCCAGAGUCUGGGCGACAGAGCUCGGCCAGAGCAGAGGCAUUACAGUCAACUGCGUGAAUCCCGGCCCCGUUGCAACGGACAUGUAUUACGAAUCAACGCAAGAGUUCAUUGAUUCCAUGAAGCCUCUGGUAGAAAGCACACCGGCCGAGGCACGAAUGGGCGAGGUUCGAGACAUCGUACCGUUGGUCAGCUUUCUCUGCUCAGAAGAGAGUCGCUGGGUGACGGGGAGUGUUGUGAGUGGAAGUGGUGGUUUGUUGUUCUUCUGA